This is a messenger RNA of Cuscuta campestris, 3254 nucleotides long. NCBI's taxonomy places the organism in Eukaryota, Viridiplantae, Streptophyta, Magnoliopsida, Solanales, Convolvulaceae. The record is from the annotation of a GenBank genome assembly.
CAUCGGUGAACCCCAGAUUGCGUGGGACUGGAUCGAGCAGACUCCCCGAGUGUUGGAAGAUCUCAAUGUACCCAUGGACAAUUAUCCCAGACUGGCUUCUCAAUUGCUUUGAAAGGAAGCCUACGAGUGGUGGAAGAGGACGGAUGAGAGUGCGGGAACCCCUAAGCCGUGGACAUGGGCACAUUUCGAAUGGGCAUUCAAGCAAGAAUAUAUUCCGAAACGAUUUAGCGAGGAAAGACGUAAGGAAUUUGUUGAACUGAAACAGGGAGACAUGACACUCCCUGAAUAUCGUCAGAAGUUUACCAAACUCGCAAAGUUUGCACCAACCUUAGUAAAUACCCCAACCGAUCGCAUUGAGGAGUUCAGGAAGAAACUUCGACCUGACCUCAGGUCAUGUGUAUCCAUUCUAACCACUGUGGAUUUCGCGGAGGCCUACGAUCUCAUUGCCAGGGCAGACAGCGACUUGAGUGCUUGCAUUGAGUAUCUGAAGACAAAUAAUGUCAGCUCAAGCACUCACCGUCCCACCGGCUCUGCCUCAAAAGGGAAAAGGCCCUUUCAAGAACCUAGCAAUUCACAUUUCUCUAAAAAGGGAAAAUCUGUACAAACUCAGUCGAUGGCAUCCGUUGAUAAGUCCAAAAAGCGGAGGUAUCCAGCUUGCGAGCACUGUGAAAGGAAUCACCCUGGAGAAUGCUGGCUUAAGCAAGGGUUGUGUCUCGGCUGUGGAAAACCAAGACACUUUCGAAAGGAGUGCCCUACAAACCCCGGAGAACCGUAUCCACCUGCCCCUGUUACCUAUUUGGAGAUGAUCGCUGCACAGGAACUAUCCGAAUUCCUUCAUAUAGAGCUUCACUCCAAGUAUGAAGACGAAGUUCUUCAAUUCUACAAGAAUGGAGAGGUCAGAACGGUUCAAUCGAAGAAGAAUCCACAGAGGACGAUUCAAGUUAUUGAGUCCACUGUUGAAGGUUCAAAAGUGGGGAUUUCACAGAAGAAAUUGAAGAAAAAGCUUCAUCUUCCCAACUCCGGAAGUGAAAUUGGGAGGCUCCCGUCCAAGAACCUGGACUGGAAAACUAUUGGGAUUUUUGAACAAAUCCCCUCUGGCCCAGCAAAAAAGGCCGAUUUGAAGAAUGACUACAAAUUGGUCCUGGAACUAAUCAUUGCAUGUCUUGAAUGUGGCAGUGGAGGACAUGCAGAUGACAUAACUCAAGAAAAGGCAUUCAUCAUCAACGCCCUCAUUACCAGAACCAAGUGCGUAAUUUACGUAAUAUAUUGUCUACGUGCCUAUUAUACGUGUAAUGUUCGAUUGUGUUUGUUCUCUUUUUUAUUUUGUUUCGGAUAUUGGCUCUACUAUUUGUCUUCUAAAGGAGAAAACAGAGCUAGUUCAACUGCAGAAGAAGAAAGUUCUUCAGACAAUGUCCUUAUUGUAAGUCUGAAGAAAUCUUCAAAAAGGAAGCAUGUGGUGUCUCCGUCCCCCAGUGCUGAAGCACCACAAAAUCUUGCAUUGGUCAAUCUGGAUGAAGAACAAGAAGUCCCUGCACAUGGAGAACUUCAAAAGAAGAAGAAAAGAAGAAUCUCCUCUUCCUCCACAUCUGGAAAUGCAAAUCCGGAUGACUUGGUGGAAAAGGAACCAUUUGAGGAAGCCUCUGCACACAACCAGAGUCCUCAACAACUUGAUGAAGAUGAAGAAAUCCCUCAAGACCAGAAUCAGUUGUUAGAAUGGGAUCAACAACUGAAGAAUGAUAAGAAAACCUAUGGAGAUCUACAUCUCGAAUACCUGGCCACCUCUCAAACUUCAGAGUUUGAAGCUGAUGAUGAGGAUCCUGCAGUCUACAAACCAAUCUUUUCAAAGCCAACAGAAGAUCAGAUGGUUCUCACCACUGAAGCACAGGCUCACAUGGAAGCCACAGCUGAAGAUUUCCAAGUUUUUCUGGAAACCUCACCUGCUUUUGAAAUUGUUCUGCCUGAGGAGAAUGUAGCCACUCCCCUGCAAGAACAAAACCAAGAAAAAUCAGAGGAAGAACUUCAGCAAUUCCUCCAAUCUCAAGUUCUAGAGAUCCUCACAACCCCUUGUGAAAUCUCCAAAUCAACUGAACUUGAGAUUUCGGAGAAGUCAAUUGAGAAUCUGGAGAAGUCCACUCCUCCAGAAACAAAUGAAGCUCUUCAGGAAGACCCAGCAGUUGAAGUCCAGAGAAGUUUUGCAGAAGCUGAAGGAGAAGCUCAAAUAGCCAGACUCGAGGCCACUGAAACUCCAGUAGCUAUCUUUGAGCAGCCAGCUGAAGAUGAAGACAGAGAUUCCCUCUCCAAGGAUAUCUCAAACUUUGUGAAUGAUGAAACGGAGGAAGAGUCAGUGAAGACAUUAAAGAUUGAUGAAGAAGAAGCUGAGCAAGGAGAUGCUGAAUCCCUCCCUCUGCAACUCUUCCACAGAGUACCUUCUUCACAACAAUUAACAAAUUUUCAUUUUUACAGCUCUUCCGCAUCCACCCUUCCGGAUGAGAUACUGGAAACCUGGACAAGGAAGGUCCAAGGGUUGAUUGAAUCAGCCCUAGAGUCCCAGCAUGCCUCUUUUAGGCAAGAGAUAGAGCAGAUGGAAGCAAGGCACAACAAAUUGAUGGAGAAAUCUGAAGAAAAGUAUUGCUCAAAUCUCAAUGAGAUAAGCAAAUUUGUAGACAAAACUCUAGAGAUCAUAUCUCUAUUUAGUAAGUCUGUGAGCAAUACAAUGGAGGCUUAUGCAUGUGACUGCCAUCUUCAAUUCAAAGAAGCCACUGCAAUCAAGCAGCAGAUUGCCACAGUCACACAGAGCAAUCCGGAGAACUCAAUACAGCAUCUGUCAAACACUGGUUUUGAUGGAUCAGAAGCUGCAGGAACCAUUGCCUCCCACUUCACAAGUGAUGCCCAGACAGAAGAGAGAUAUAACAAUCUCAAGCGCAUCCAGGAAGAGUGUGGAGUCAUGCAAGGCAUUGGUGAGGCUGCCGGAUCAUCCAAGCGCAAAAAGAAGUGAAGGCUCUUUUUAUCAAAACAGGGGGAAUUAAAGUAAGUGAAUGACGUAGGUUACCUAGAAGAACUCUAGGACUAUUUUGUGAGAAUUGAGAUUGUGAAUUGACAAUAGGUUGUAGAGCCUUGUGGACUUAGUCCAGUGGCAUUCGGGUAAAGAUGUACGUACAUGGAAUCUGGGAUCUGAUCCGUAGGAUUGGAGGUUCCACCCAACCGGCUCCGUAGGUACCGGGUUGACCAGAAUCAUGGCCGUAGGUAGUGAUUCU